UGUGGACAUAUGUGUACCUGGCUUUUGUAGUGCAGAGCAGCCCUAUAACGUCUGGACAUCUCAGCAUGAGUACCAGCCUGACGUCCCCAAAAUGGUCAGUACUCACCAUUCUCAUAUUCCACCUGUGUUCGGCCAAACUACAGCUGCAACCCAAACCUGGACCUGUCUCUACACCAGACCCAGACUCCGAGCUUAUUCCCUACAAACCCAACUCCGCACCCUGCAAGCCUUCCUCCAACAGUGACAUGAACGAGAGGUUCAACAAGCACCAUUUGGCCCCACUAAGCUCCUAUGGAACCGACCGUAAACUGUGGACUAAAUACAUUAAACGUAUUAAAGUCUGCAAUAACAAAAGUGGCAUAAAGAGCUUUCUGGACAAGAGUGAGGCAAAGCAAGUGGAAAAUGUUUGUUCACCUUCAGGGGGCAAAUUAUUUGAAAAAGGCAAGAACCUGUGCAUCAGCAACCAGGCUUUUAGUUUCAUUGAGGUGCGUUGGGACAACAACUGCAAUGUUUGGGAAGUUAGCAGUGUGACCCAGCACAUCAUUCUUGCCUGCGACAAGAUUAAAAAUAAAUGCCUCCCAGUUCAUUUUGAAAAGAACCCUCAGAACCGGCGGCCCAAUGCGAAUUUCCCGAACUGUGGCACCUCUGAGUAGGAGGAUUCAGCUGAGGAUGGGGGAAAUGAUGAGGAACUCUGUGCUUAGCAGGUGUUUUAAGGCGAAGGUGAACAAGGUGAAUCGUUCACAUGUAUUUUCUUUUCCAAAAAUGUUUUGAUCAAAAUUUCCAAUGCAUAAUGUACUGAAUAUGUUUCAAAUGAAGGGCAAUAUAAAUCAAUGUACUGUGCAAAUAAAUGUGCACCAUAAA
Molecule: messenger RNA, 861 nt
Organism: Pygocentrus nattereri (red-bellied piranha)
Lineage: Eukaryota; Metazoa; Chordata; Actinopteri; Characiformes; Serrasalmidae
Exons: 2
Coding region: 66-653 (195 amino acids)
Source: RefSeq, a predicted model, not a curated record